AUGCCUGAAUGCGAUUUACGGGUUUGUUAUAUGCCUCAACACGUACUUACUUAAACGUCUGCAUUUUUAAAACACAUACGUGUUGAUAUAUAUCAACAAUUGUCAAAGUGAAAGGUCCGCAGUCUACUUUGAAUAGUCUGGAGCUUGUUUUCAAUGCAGAAGUUCGAUUUCAGCAGUUUUAAAUGUCGAGUUGGUUUUUAAAAUUGACAGGAAACGCUUGAUUUAGGGAGAGAUUUGCGCAUUAUAGUAGUGAGAUGUGUCGCCCAAUUAUGCAUUAGCUUCUAAAGGUGCUCGUUUGGGUCAACUGCUGUCUCACAAGUUGGAUUUGAGACUUUGAUGACUUGUUUUUACGCGGCUGUGUGUAUUAAUAAGUACACAUAACUUUGUGUUAUUACUUUAGCGAAAAUUAUCAUAUUGUACCCCGUAUUAUGGGUAAAAGAUAUUUUUUGUGAAACGGAAUUGUAUAAUACUUCCGGACACAUCUUUAUACAGGGCACGGAAUGUCUGCGAAAUUACAACUACUUUUCACUACUUUCUCUUUUUUACCAGUGCAUUCUAUAUCCAUCUGAAGCGGAGGCUUAUAUAGAAUCCCUAACGUUUUACGAUUUUGACGCAUACGGAUGCGAAGUCUGGUAUCGUCAGCAUGCAUAUUUGGACAAACUUAACAUGCAGGUAAUGGUUUCCUAUUUAACUUUGAUACUUAAAAGGCUGUCGUCUCAGCCCGUUCUGGUGGUGAUGAAUUUAUCAAGGAGUUUGUUUUGACCCAUCAGAAAAUUCCAUUUCUAAUUCGGGAUCUCAUAUCCACCGAGAUAUGGAAACAGAAAAUUCUUAAGCGCGUACUAAAGCGAAUGCCAGAGGAUUUACCAUCAUUUCCCAUUUACGCUCAUAUUCAACAUGAACUUGUUUUGGUCAAUCUGCUAGAGACUGUCACCUAUCAUAUUGAUGCAGUUGAGGCCUUGGCUGAUGUAGCCAUCGACUUGUGCGACUGGUGUCACCGUGCCCUUUGUCGUCUGGUUUCACUGUCUGCUACAGAGGAAAGGAAAACUGAACUCAAAUCCUUGAAAAACGAAGUACGUUAUCAGACUCCAGAAACCAGUUACUUUGAUUCAGAUACGUGAGGAAACUAACGAAGAAGAGUUACGAAGGCAACUUAAAGUCACUUCAUUCGAAAUAAGCAUGAAGGCGGUCUCGUUAUCGCGCCAUUUAAUUCAACAUUGUUGUGACCACAGCACUGGCAUGUCCAGCUUACCAUUGAGUGUUGGACGUAGGCUAUUACAAACGCACGACUUUUUGAUUCUUCUAUGCCAGCUUAUUGAAUUAGCGCCAUGGAAUUGCGAAGCACUGGAAGACGGUUCAAACAAACCUCUGCGAUAUCAGUGGCAUGAGACUGGCGUUUGGAUACCUGAGACAGAUGAAGCGCGUUGGAUGCCUGUUUCACGAACUGAGGGACAGGUAACAUCUUGACUGAUUAAUUUUGAAAUGAUCUUUCUGAUAUGAAAGAUCCUUUGUGGAUCCAAUUUGAAAAUAUUAGUUAAAUAGGACUAAUGUGGUAGGGUUAAUACAAUAGUUCUCCGAUGGCAACGUUCUCAUCUCAGAGACGGUCGGCCGAUUAUUCAGUCUGAAAAAUCUACACAACUCUAGAACUCUUUCCUUUCUCCGCAUAAUGAAAUUCAACAAGAUUUAAGCUCAAGGUACUCAUCCACUUAUCGGCGCUCUUAUCGUUGUUAGAAACGUUUGCUUAACUAUUUGGUUGUCUCUUUCAGAACUGUUGCGGCUGAUCUUAGCUAGCGUAUCCACACUUUUGGGAAAUAUAAAAGUCAUUUUCGACAUGCAAAUUCUAGCUUGCUAGCUUAUUUCCACAAAUAAUGUCAGCAACUUGCCCUACACGUUUACGUAAGGACGGUUAUUAGGCGUCGUUAUCACAAAAAACCACGGGCUGCUCGAAAUUGUUAUCCGUCCAAGUCGUCAACUUAUCACGGGUGUAUGAGCAUGAAAAAGUUUAGUGAGUUGACAAAAUUUCUGACGAGACCGCAGCAUAGAUUGGUCGUUGACGGAAUUCAAAAUCAAAAUAAAGAUGGAUUGUGUUACGUUGCCAAAAAUAAUACUUGAAAACCCUAUUUUUGGCAAGGUUUUACGGCAGGAAACUUUAGAAGAUGGGUAGCAACUAAACUAAGAAGUUAUCUGAGGUUAGACUCUCAUAUGACGUGUAACAUGAAACCCUAAACAAAAAGUAAUGCUGUAAAACUCCGUUGGUUACGCCAAUUUUAAACUUUUGUUCGGACAUACUAACAAUGCGGUCGGCCAAUUUUAUUAACAAACAAUAAAGUCCUCAAUGGAUCACUUGACGUAUUUGUCGUCAGUAAGCUACACCUUACGCCACGGUGCAAACAUUGAGAACUACUGUCCUGCGAGACAAAGUAGUUUUCAUCUUACUUUAGGCAUGUGCUUCUCAUCAAAAAGAGACGCAACACAUGUACGCUUUUAAGCAUGCGAGGUAAUUUCCUUGAAAGUUCGUCUUCCACUCAAUCACACUUACUAAAUUUUAAAAAUAAAGCAUUUUACGUUUGUUUCCGUUUAGCCAAAUGCACGUAUGGACUUCUAAACACUCAAAACCAGCAAACUAAUGAUAUAAUUAUAAAACCGAACUUCCGUAAAGUCCGUACAUUACGUGGUCUGUUUUUGGUCUAGUCGGACAAAUGUAUUGUAGGUAUAGGGCUAUUUGCCGAUGCACAGUUGUUCUUUAGCAUAGUUUCUAAUGAUGCCGAGAUUAUGCUAGAAUGUGACAAGUGAAAUGUCAGUUUUAUGCAGGCGAAGCAAGUUUGCUUCGUACAAAAUGUCGAUGGACAAAUUGAAUCCUUUUGGCCCUGCAUCUCCUAUAAAGGGGAGCUGAACUAAGCAACUAAUGUCUACAAGUAUUCCACGUGCUCUAAAUGCACCCAGAGUAUUUUGAGGGGAUGUCUCUGAACAUUUAUUUAUUGUAGGUGUGGCUUGGCAUCUAUCAACUGGUUUUCUCCGAACUGACUACUUCAGUGCACUAUGAUCUUGCUGAAAAUCAACGACGACAAGCUCUCCUCCGUUUACGGCCUCAUCUCACGGAAGUUCUCAUUGACGUACUUCCCGUUUUGUGCGAGCUGCGUCGAUUCCUUGAACAAUUCGCUGUUUCUGAGUCCGUUGUUUAUCGUGCAGACUCAAAGUCCAGUGCCUCUGCACUUGCCCAAAUGUGUCAGAUUGAGAUGGUAGCCGAAAACUGGGAAACCUUGCUCAAAAAGUGCGUUUCUGACAAGUGUCGCCAAAUAUUGCACUAGAUGAAAGUUUUAUUAAGCUGAUUUUUGUCUCUAAAUGGGCUAUUUUAAUAGCUAUAUAUUAUGCAGUUGCAACAAAGGAUAAAGUAUAACAUGUUUUUUAUACUCUGAUUUGAGCCGCUAACCAUGUACUAUUUGCCUUUUUCUGUCCAUACCCAGGGCUUUUUCUCAAAAUCGCCCAAGUGAAUCGUGCAGAUGCGUCUGCAAAUAAAAGCGUCUAAACUCAAAAUUUUCCACUUAGUUAUCUUGCAGUAAGCAAGAAUAUGCAAAAUUACUAAUUCAGUGAAUAUUGAAUUAGUUGCCUGAGUACAGAGAAAAUACGAUUCGAAAUUAACUCAUUCGAGAUAAAUAGCUUUAGAAGCGAUUUGCCACAGAUACGUUUCGCAGUUUAGCACGCUGUAUGUUGACCACGAUGACAGUGCAGCCUUCUUGAAAAAUUGCCUGUUAUGCGCGAGGAUCUGAUAAAUUUUUAUGGACUGACCAGUAGAAGAAUCAUUUAUCGUUUCGUCUGUUUCAAAAAUACAUAGAGGAUAGUAAAAGCAAUUUUACUAAGAAGCGGCGCACUCUCUAGUUUGCAAAUUUUAAUUUUUUUAUAUCGCAUAUGUCUGCUUUUCUGAAUAGGUGCGUAUUAAAUAAAAUCCCUCAUGACAGUAGUCGGCGAAUGGUGUGGAUCAUCGAAUUUCACAUACAUGGUUUGAUUUAUAUGAACUUACAGUCUUUCUGCCUGAAGCACCAGUACAUUGUAACAGUUUUUAUUGUCUCCUCAGAGAUUUGAAAAUAGUAUUCUGAUCCCAUCGAGCUGUGAAAAUAUCAAUGGCUAUUUGUAGCAAAAGGCUUCAUAUUCAGUGUUUUUUGCCAAAAUUUGUCCUCUACAUCGCACAUUCUUAGUGGCAUCUUAGUGGUAUUUACAGUUACCUGUCUGCACAAACAGAUUGGUCGUUUUAACAAAUAAGCGUAAGAUGAAAGGGUUUGUUAAAUUACAUGAACAGCGCGGAUGAUUUCCUUCUGACUGUCAAUAUCAUCGACCACCCGCUAUUUACUGUUUUUUGUACACAGUGCAGAGUAGGACUUACAGCAUUUACUGUUGCCCAUGAUUUUGACAGUUGUUGUGUGAACGAUGGCAAGCACUGCUUCUGUACUGAUCGUCAGACGCUUGCUUCGAGUUACUGUGUCUUUUCUAGUGUAUUCAGGAUAAUUGUUGGAGCUCACUAUGUUAUGUUCGAACCUCUUUAUUAGGAAGUCUGGAUAAAUCAACUUACAGGCAGUGAAUACAGAAUUCGGUUGCGUAGCCAAUUAACUUUGCCUUUCUUUGACAUUUUUUACAGAUACAAAGGAAAAUGGGAUGAAGAGGCCGAGACAUUCCUCCAACGGAUCUGCUCAAAGGAAGGUCAACAGGCGGCAAAACGGGCUGCAACUCGUUGGUCUGAUGCUUUCACCGAGGAGAACGUUGAAGCCAUUUUUGGAAGUUCGGCCAGUGAACAAACAGAUGCCAACAAUGACUCCUUCCAGCAUCCACUUUUUCCGCCAGCUCGAUGCGUUGUUUGCGGCGAAAUGGCCUCCAAACGUUGUUCUCGAUGUCGACAAGAAUGGUAUUGUCGCCGUGAGUGCCAGGUCAAGCACUGGCCACGCCAUAAGCAGGCUUGCGACCUGAUAUCUGCAGGUCAGAUGGAGGAAACUAGCUGAGCCAAAAUGGGCUAUUUUGGAUACUGCGAACUAUCUGCCUCAUUUUUCUCCGGCACGUUGCCCAAAGCAUUUAAGAAACAUCUGAAAAAACAAUUUCGAAACCAACUAACGUGAUAAUUUUGUAACUUUAUCUUAAUGUUAUGGAAACCUAGGAUAUUUUAAUAAUAUUCAAAUGGUUUUGGGUGUGAUGGAGUUCCACCUAUUUGGUCAAUUUCGGGAAUACUUGAAAUACUGGCCUAUUCAGAUUUCAUGCCUUUUGUAAAAAAUGACCAAUAGGUUUUAUUUCCGAGAUUUUCAUUUAGAGAUGAUAGGACAAUUUAUAUUAAGAAAGAGAACAGUAAACGAAUUCGCGUUUCGUCAGCUAUAAGCAAGGCUGACUUGUCUCCUGCUUGUUCCGCUCAGUAGACCAAAAUACGCAGAUAGAGAUUUAAAUGAAACCAACAGCUUCUGAAACGGGCUUCCGAAAUUGCCGGUAUUCGGACAAUUACACAGGUUCAAUGGGAGAUUGUGUGUGCUUACUGAACCACGGAGAUGAUAUUUCGGCAACACGUCCACGUCAUACAUUAUUUUGAACGCGGCCCACGCCAUAAAGCUCGUAAAACGGAACAUGACAAUUUCUUCAGCGAGGAUAACUCGAUAGGUCUGAAUGGAUGCGCAGCAAAAUUUAAGUAUUCCAUAGGCUAGCGGGACAUGCAAUUUUACAAAAGCAAGAUUUAAUGCGGGAAAAGAAUGAAUGGAAAUCGACUAUGCUGACACCGUUCUUAUGGGUGUUUUGUGAAAAAUUCAACGACUGAGAGGUAUCGGAUUUACGGGAUACAGCGCGGUUAUGUGAGUUGGGGAGGAAUUCCAUGCUGGACUCAAUUCGUGCGCUUGAGGCGGAAACACAAGCGACUGCACAUUACUGAGACGUACUCUGAGAUUUCUUUUGCGUGUAGGAGUCAGGGAUAUCAGUUUGAGUUUAACCACGCACAAUAAAUUCGGACAGUAAGAAGUCAGAGAUCUGUGAAAGCUGAGUUAUGCAGUGCACAGGGCGGGUUGCCAUAACCUUUGAAUAAGGGGUCCGUUUCAGAGUGCUUGGACAGCGACGUGCCGUUUGCACUGGUCUUACAUGUCCGUGACUGUAUAAGAAGGUGAUUGACCGAGUGUUGGACGUGAGUGGUUGGUCCAUUAGGUGGGUAGGGGACGCGUGAUCACGAGGGGCCACAGGUGAAAAGUCACGCGGCCGACGCGCGUGAAAUAGCGUCAGUUAGUAGGUGCAGCCGGACAAGAAGAACUUUUAUUCAAGCUAGCCCGCUUGCCCGGCCGUCGCUUGACAGCCAGAAGCCGGAAAAUUGGACGCCGGCGUGGCUUCUACACGCGCACUGGUCCGCUUUUCCACAACAACGCCUUAACCGUCUUCAAUUUCCUUUUCUGGCGUUGUUACAUUUACUGGUAGAAGAGUUAAUCAUAUCUGCAAUAAUAUAGAGUAUACUGCGCAUAAACAACCAGUUGGAUUCUUCGAUCAGCCACGAUUAUGCUACCCACAGCUACACAUUUCCUUUUAAAUAUGCCUAAAUCAGACCAUUUUCAAUAAUUCACUUCGUUGAAUUGACCUCUCCAUUGAGGACUGUUGUACAUGUCCACUAACCCGUUCUGUCGUUAGCGCCGGCCUAUGCGCAUUUUCCUCUAAUAGCCAUGGUUUUGUCAAUCCGCAGUUGUAUUCCCUGCCCGCUUAUUUGGCGGACUUUGGUCAAAAUAGUGUUAGAGGGGCAUCCCGACGGAUGGCGCGCCAACCAAUUAUUAAUAAUUAUAGCAGUUGCAUUAUUAAGUUCCCGGAGGGCACUUUCAGCUCAAAGCGAGCAAAAUAUGCUCUAUAAUUCUGACUUUGUGUUCUGCAUGAGCAACAAGUCGGACAGUGACAUUUAUAAAACACAUUAUUUAAAAUAGGAAAAUCACCGGAAUUAGUAUAUUACUGAUGACGAUCAUACCUGCAACUUCUAAAUUGAAGGAUCUAGGUAGAAUAGAGGCGACUUUCAGGCGAAUCAGUAAACAACCCAUUGCAAAACGCGGGUCGAGUUCGGGGGACCAGCGGUUUCAGGCGAGAUAAUAAGGAAAAAACGAUUGUUUCGCGAAGGGAUAUGAAAGAACAGGGCGUAUUCGUCGGGGGGGGGGCAGGGCAAAAGAGUCCAAAACGCCCACUUGGUUUCUGGGUUGUGGCAGACAUGGGUUGAGACUAACAGGAGGUAAGGCCACGACAUCCCAGCGACCAGAGUGGGAACCUAAUGAGGGUAGGCGGGGAGCGAAACGGGGCAUAAGAGCAUGUUUGCGUCACGAAACCCCGGCAUGUCGGCUGAAUUCAAAUUCAAAGCUAAAGGAACGAUGCUUAUGAGGAAAUUACGUUAUUAGGGAUCGGGACACUCUCCGGUCUCAUCUUUUUAAUUAAACGGGCGCAGACAGACGUUUGCUGUUUUAAAAUUAUUGGCUGCAAUUUCUUUUGGACUUUUAGUGGAUUGUACCUGACUGAUUGCUUUUUGCAUUCUACAAUUUCCUGUUUGUAUAUUCUAACUAUUCACACGGUGGUGUAAAUCUUUGAAAUGUUAAAUUUUCGCUGAAUUUCGCUCACCAAAUUUGUCUGUAGUUUUAUUAAACUACAUCCCAUUAUGAGAUAAUACGAAAGCAAUUGUCACUCUGAUGGAGGACCGCAACGGUUUCGGCGUACAUAUCCACCGUUAAACGUGAGUAUCGGGGAGAAGGACUGUUUAAACCAUCUAGUUGAUGAUCCUCUUCGAAGUUUCCCUCAGGAGAGCUGGCACAAAUUCGCAUGAUCAGUCCUAUUCGACAAAGCAAAUCCUAAGAGGUACUGGGUUCAAAACGAACUUAAACUAUUCUCAAAUUUUAAACAGGUGAGGUAAUCGGCUCGCUUUUUAGGAGUUCUGAAUAUGCGCGUCCCAAGUGGGCCAUUUUUGGUGAGCAGAACCAGCGCUGUGCGAUGAACUGAUCGCUGAGUUGAAGUGCCCAUUGCGGACGCACAUAAGACACCACAAAACGGCAGUAUGGAGGCCACGGAAGUCAGGGUAAGGAUAAGUUGUGUGACAGCACUGGGUUGAACAUGUAUAAAUAACUGCUAUAUUCGUCUAAGUGGGCCUUUCUUAGUUUUUGAUUCGGUGUUACGUGAAAUUUCUCCUUGGGUGUUAUCUAGUGCACUGAUAUAACCAUAUGCACCGAGUCAUUUCAGUGUGACAUUUUCAGUGAUAGAUUACUUAGCAGGGGGUAGCCUUCGGCUUCCGCUCCCGCUCUCCAUGAUCCGUUGUCUUACCUUAAUUUUCUAGUUUUCUCAAUGCAUGCGCAUUGCGUUUCCUUGUCGAUUGCGUGCACUGUGAUUUACCUAUUUCUUCGAAAAGGGUGGUUAAGCCUUUUGUGCCAUAUCGGUACUUACCUUACAACGCGUGGUUUAAGGAUCGUCGGCAGCGUGUUGGUUUACUUCGCCUCGGCUAGGACGCAAACGCUCGGCUUCCUCGACAUCUCCAAAUGGUUUUUGUUGUCAGACGCCUACGUUGUUACUUAUUUACCUCGUCAAGAAUACUUGUGUGCAGUCUCUCGCAUAAACCAUAAUAAUACAGUUAAAUUAUGGCUUUAUGUGCACAGAUUUACUUACAAGCGGUUGUUACGUCGCCUUCAGGAAGGGGUCCUUCAGGUUCCCUAUUUGGGAAGCUGUUGCACUGGAUAUGCUUUCGUAAUAUGCCACAGGAAUAUUUCCCAAGCCUGAUUUAAGCCAAUGCUGUCUACGUUAAACAAAAGACGAUAUCGAAUCUCGUCUCUGUUGAGCCAUGUUGCCCGACCCGACGCCGAUCCUCUCUCGUGGAGCCACUGUUUCAAUCUGCUUCAAUUGGCCUCAAUCGCAUUAGUGUGUUUUUCUGUGGUUCGAUCCUUGAAAUGCUUAAUAUUAAUGACUGUAAAGUGUUUAAUGCUGACACGUUCGGCGUCCAAAUUCCCACUUUAUCCUCUUGCUUGGCAUUAUUGUACCACCUCGGAGUUUCUAGCUUCGGUUAUUUCUUCUGACAGCGGUUAGAUGAGUAACUAAAUGAAGUCGAGUAUAAGCUAGAUUCUGAGGGCUUCCCGUCUUACUUAAGACGUCUACUUAGCACCCUUUCGACGGUUUUACUAAGAUCACAGUACACGAGCACCACUGACUGUUGUUCGUUAGGAACCGACGGGAUGAAGGUAAAGAAAGUUGGGGACAUUAUUCAGCUAAAAGCCAAGCUUAGUAGAGCUGAGGCACUGAUUAGCCUGAUAAAAAUCAAGAAUUUCAUCGUAAACAGUCUUUUAAAAAGCCAUUGACAGAAAUAGAGUUUUAUGCAUGCCUCAAUACUUAUUAAUUUCGCUCCAAGAUUUUAACUUGAGGACAGGAAGGAUGAUAUAUCUUCCGUGUUUCGGAGAAGAAUCCUUUUGAAAUACGAGCUGUAAACAGGUGGCUGAGCAACCAGGGAGUGUCGGACAGCUUCUUGAUAAUCGAGCUUUUACGACCGCCCGAUCCCGCGAAGUGUGAAUUUUUAAACGACUUAUUUUUUUCAGAAUCAGUUCGGAGGAGACGUCAGUGACAGGGAGAAAGCUGUCAAAAAGCGAACGAAUAGGAAGAAAUCAUUGGAGUUCAGCGGUAAAAUACUUUGUAAGAUUGCUUUAGAAAAUACGGCCUUGUUACUGUUAGCGGUGCGUACGCUUUCUUGUAAUUUAGCAGAGGAUGAGCAUUGUGAUUGCGUUUAGAGUAAGAUCGACGUCGUAAAGUUUGUACAAUUGAUUUCGCAGGGUCAAGAUCACUGAGUGCAAGGAAUUCUCUCUGCCCGUCUCACGCAUAACCCAUCUCCUAGGGCAGUUGAAAUAUUUUUACGAUUUUAAGCAAACAGAUAAGGGAUUGACAUACACAUUUUACAGCUACCCCCUCAUCUCGUUUAAUCUUUUGGAAGAAGUUGAGGAACCGUGGAAUCAGAAGAGGCACACUUGUGACUUCUGCAUGGUCAAGAUUCUAAGAUGCCUUUGGAAACAACCGACGUAAGGCCACAAGCAAUUGUUACAUUAUUCCUAGAGAAAUGGCUGCGCCAAAGCAAUGAUCUAACAGUGUUCUUGAUUAGGUUGUCGUCUAAGCGAUCGAAAUCUAGAUAGGUUUGUUUUGUGAUGGUCUUUCUCGGGAAGAUAAGCAGAAGGUAACGGCGAAUUGGCACACUGUCGCGUUCGUGAAGUUCCUGUCUAAAAUCAAUGAGUGUAGGGACGAUAUUAACGGUAAAGUUCAGAUCUAGAAUCUCACUAAAACAACUACGACCGUCUGGAAAGAGUAAUAUCUUGGAGUAGCGAAAUCUAGGUUGGCAAAAGUCCAAAAGCCAAUCCAUUUCAAAAAAUUUAAAAUCUCUAGAAAUUAUGUUAAUGUUGAAGUCAAAUUCCGAAAUUUCUAUGAAGAAUUUUCAUAACAAUGCGUCAUAAUUGGAUGAUGUGCCCGCAUGGUCGUAGAUACAGCAAAAAUGUCCUUUCGUGGCCGCAAGAUAAUGGAAAAUGCGAAGUAGAGAUUUCAGAGAGUGAGGGCGCAGUCAGAUUCUGUAGAAUGCACCGUACGGAGGAUCCGCAUAAACGGAUGUUCAAUCAUCCAAAAAUGACGCAGUUGAGAUCCGUAGCCUUUCGUUUGACCCGGGUGUGUUGGAUGAGCAUUCCCGGUCAGGUUCUGAGACAUGUUCGUCUUACUGUGACUUCUGGUCCAAUCAAGAUCACUUGCAGCCAGCCGCUCAGUGAAUUGUAAUUUAUAAAUGGAACGGGCAAAACGGUAACAAUUUGUGCAAAAUGUCAGUAUUUAUGUGCUGACCAUUUCUGCAUUAAAAACUGUAUAACGCCUUGUGGGCCAAAAUAUUCAUGAGGAGACUCCGAAGGAAACGGAGGCUAGCUUUUUCGACGAACAACACGGAAACACAGAAGGAAGUGUUAUCAAAACGAAUAUGAACGAAUCAUUCACGGAUCUAAGUUUCGCUAGUCCAAUAGCUAAUUCAUCCGGAGCCAUCGAAACAAUUAAACCGGAAAAAAACGCUCAGACAGUCGAAACGUUUGCGACAACAACAGGCGUUGGAUACAGUCGCAAGCAAAAUGUAGUUAUAAAAGGAAUCUCAGAAUCAACGGUAACAAUUCCAAGGUAGAGAGUUAAACGCGACUUAGACCUUAAACUGUAUGCAAAAGCUUUUUUAGGAGACGACGAAACACUUAAUGUUCUCAAAGCCCUGCGAAGAGGGAAGACUCGAUCAGCGCCUGGUUCAAAUUCCCGGCACCGACUCCUAAAGGUCAUUUUGGAGACUGAAGCACAGACACAGCACCUGAUCGAGAGAAAAUCACAUCGGUGGGGUCAGCAUACCCAAAUAUUUUUCAGCUGCAUUACGAGUCAAAAGAGCGAUUGAAAAUGAGACAACUGAUGACGGAGCUGGAAAAGCGGAGGAGCAGCGGUGAUACACACCAAAUCAAGAACGGACAUAUAGUUCAGGUCGAAAUGACACUCCUCUGGCCGAAGGCUGUCGUUCUGACAGUUUAACCAAAGUCAAGGGGCGGACUUUUGAGGUUGUGAGCACCAGUGGUCACUGUCUAGAAAUCUAUUACACUAACUGUCAGAGUCUCCUCAACAAGCUGGAUGAACUCAGAUUACUAGUCUCUGAACAGAAGCCGCACAUAAUUGUCUUAAUAGAGACAUGUUUUACAGAGGAGAUAACUUGCAGCUAAGUCAGCAUUGAAGGCUACCAAGUGUUCCGUUGUGGCUGGUUUCUGCGUAGAGGAGGAGGCACAGCGAUUUAUGUAUCAAAUGAAAUUCCGUGCUGUCACCGAGAAAUAUCCGAUGUGACAUCGCAAAAUUUUGAAGUAAUUUCAUGAAGAUAAGUAUCAAACAACUGCCGACACUUAACCUCUGUGUUGUCUAUCGGCCUCCAAGCUCGAAUGAAAGCGCCGAUAUGGAAUUACUCAGUGCACUAGAGUUGUUUUGUAAGCAGGAGAACGUACUACUUCUAGGUGACUUUAACGCCCCAUGAACAGAUUGGAAAAUUCCUUUUACAAACGCUCCAUCCGCGUUGUUCGACCGCAAGCUGUUACAACUGUCUCUGGAUGAAUACCUCAUUCAACACAUAAAAUUCGGAACAAGAUUGAGAGAAGGACAACGAUCUAACUGCUUAGAUCUCGUUUUCUGUAAAGAAGAAGGAAUCAUAAGAGAAGUGAAGCCACAACCUCCACUCGGUUUAAGUGAUCAUAUUGCUUUUACCUGCGUGUGCUCUGUACUAUCGAACCAACGACCAAAAAUCAAGAGACACAGAAAUAUUUGGAAGGAUGACUUUAACGCAAUGAGAGGUGCUCUUCUAAAGGCAACCUGGUUAGUCAAAAUGGAAGAUUCAGAAAAAGGUAACAAUCGGGAGAUGGCACCCAAGAAGAUCCGACUAACCAAAGCAGCCUGACUUAUGGGACAGGUGGCAAUAGGGGUUUUAUGGCUGGUGGCUGCUCAGGAUGUACGAUACUAGCCGACGGAAAGCCUUAUUUGAUCAGGUGAAUGAUCGAAGUUGGCCCGCUCUCCCUUCCGUUAGUACAAAAUGGGGCGCCAAAGGCAGUAUAGUGGUAACGGACGAGUGAAAGGCGUAUAAUCGUCUUCCCUCAGAAGGUUAUCUAUAUUUCUCUGUUAACCACUCAAGUAACUUCAAGGACCCUACCACCAAACGGUACACCAAUGCCAUUGAGGCAUACUGGAGUAGACCGAAAAGGAAACUCCACGACGGAGACCCUGUAUGUGGCCGAACUGUGUGGGCUCACAUAGACGAAGUACAGUAUCGUCUUUGGCUUGGCCUCAAUGUCAUUUCUUUGACAGAUGCCUGGGAACUGUUCCUGUCCCAUGUUGUGCAGACUUAUUCUAUUUAAAAGUGAUCCUGUUUUGUAAAAAACUGACAUAAUGUGAAUGUAUGCCGUAUAUUCAGUUGUACAUGUGUAACGAUGGAGAAGGUUGGGUAACAGCGACCAUCAUCCAUGUAAACUCCUGCGAUGUUCGUUCGGCCAGCCCAUGUUAGACCGUCGCCGAAUGUCCAAGUAGUGCGUGAAAGUAGGCCUGCAACCGCUGAUAUGGCCAGAACUCGUUUGAGUCCACUGGUAUUAUUUCUAGGUAACGGAUUUUUUGGGUGCCAUCUCCCGACUGUUACCCAGAAAAAUCCUGGCAGUACUUUCGCGGGAUUAUAGACCGCUAAAUUGUCUCCCACUGUCCAAUAAAAAUAACAAGGCCAUGUGCGCGACCGCCGUGGGUCACUCCGAUGACGAAAAAGACCAUGAAGAAGAAACAGAGGCUGUUGAAAAUGUAUCUGCAUCUUCAAGAUCCUAUAACAUUCGUCGAAUAUCAGGAGCAACGCAAUGAUUGCAGCAAAAAAUUAAGGGUUGCUAAAGCUUCUUUCGAGCGCCGAAUGAUAGCAGAAUCCAUUACAUGUCCCAAGAAGUUUUACGGGUACAUCCGCAGUAGGAGAAAACAUACGGAUGAAAUAGGGUAUCUAAAGGAUAGUCUCGGAAAUGUAUCAGUUGAAGGGUCACAGAAAGUGCAAUGACUGUCUCAGUUUUUUCGAUCGGUUUAUGUGGAACAGUCCUCUGAAGACAAUCGGGAGUUUGAAAUAGGCCAAGACAGCCGAGAGCCCCAAAUGCGCUAAGAUACUGCCUUCGUAGAAACCGUUGCCCUUUCCGUCGAAGACGUAAGACGCGCCCUCAGUCAAAUAAAACCAGAUAAGUCUCCUGGACCCAACGGAAUUCCUCGGCUGAUAGUUAAGGAGCUAUCGACGGAGCUGUCAAAGCCUCUUUCGACUCUCUUUGAGCUGUCAAUUAGAACAGGGAGGUUGCCCUCACAGUGGAAGACAGCUUACCUCGUUCCAUUGCAUAAGGGAGGUAGCAGGAUGACAGCAAGCAGCUUUAGGCCUAUUAGCUUAACUUGCCUCCCUUGCAAAACGAUGGAAGCUAUAGUAAAGAGCGCUAUACAGCAGUUUUGUGAAGAAAAUGGCAUCUUGCGGGAUAUUCAACAUGGCUUCCGGAGAGGACGUUCCCGCUUCUCAAAUCUGCCAAUUUGUAUGGAGAUCUGGACCCGGGCUUUGGAAGAGAGCUUUGAGGUUGAUGUCGCCUACAUCGAUUUCCGCAAAGCAUUUGACACUGUCCCGCACAGACACCUUCUCCAUAAAUGUUGCGCCAGCGACAUCCGAGGAGAUCUUCUGAACUGGAAACGGGCAUUUCUGAUUGGUCGGAAACAACGUGUCUGUAUCGGAGAUGAUAUGUCAGGCUGGGUGAACGUUACUAGUGGUGUGUCCCAGGGCUCAGUUUUCUGACCCUCACUUUUCAUUCCUUACGUUAAUGACAUUCUUUAAAAAUUCGACUGCGCCAAAAUAAGGUUUACGCUAUGCCAUUAAUUAAAGGUCCGAAUGAUGAGAGAGCCUUUCAAGAUAAUCCGCAUCGACUGAAAACAUGGUCCGAGAAUUGGCUUCUGAAUUCCAAUGGGCGGACAUGUGCCAUCCUUCAUCUGCGUCGAACUAACUGUCAUUCAAGUCAUAGCACGAGAGCUCAUCACCUGAAAGGCAUUACUACUCCCGCAGAAUCCUCGCAGAAGGAUCUCGAUGUUUGGAUACAGAUCAUCAUGAAACCAGCACUGCAGUACACGAAGGCUGCAAAAAACGCCAUGGGAGAAUUCCAUGCGAUCGACAGGAGGAUUGUGAUCUUUAAAAAGUAACUUUUGGGAGAGUUUACGGCAUCUUUGUUCGUCUUCAUCUAGAAUAUGGCAUACAAGCGUGGCGGCCAUGGCCAACAAAGGACAAAACAUGCCUCUAAAAAAAUAUAAGGCCGUGCAACAAAACUGAUAAAGGGUUUAAAAAGUGAUCCAGCAUAAAACGAGUGGACUGCCAUAAUGUACAGUGAGUGACCGAUCUCAUGAAAUGUUGGCUGAAAUUCUGAAAUGAGUUGUCGAUUAGAAAGGUUUACUUAAACGCGGUUGUAAUACUGAUUAUCUUGCGGAAUAAUCCUGUAAUAGUUCGGACUCGACUGGAUGUCGGCCUUUGAAUGCAGUGCUUUUUAAACUCCUGUAGAAACCGUACUUGGUAGAAAAUGACUACAUAUAGCAUGCAUUUUUCCCGUUGAUUUAAGAUGAUCUUGCAAAUUUAAAUAUAUUUUAUGGAAACCACAAACAAAAAUAUUCCUUCUUUCAGUCCUUUGACAGAGAAUCACGUCAUCUUUAUAUUUAAUAUUCGAAAAAGGAAUAUAAUAAGGGUUUUAAAAAGUUUAUACUUAUGAGAUUUUUAAGGCCGCGCAAUGUCUAUUCACAUAGUAUCGUACCUGGCUGCUUAUCACAGCUUCUCAUGAAAUGUACAACAUGGUCCUCAUCCAUUUCAAAAUUUUGUGUACUCAAUAUGGUAUCUUCUUGAGGACAUAGAAGAAUGUGUGAUUCCACUUACGCGGCGCGCAUGCACCUUGUAGAGGGAAAUCACUUGACGCUAAUGCAACUACUAAGCAAGCUCCAAAUUAUUCGCCAAUUAGAAAACUUUUUAAAACCUAAUUAUACUCCUUCUUCGAAUAUAAAGAUGACGUGAUUCUCUGUCAAAGGACUGAUAGAAGGCAUAUUUUUGUUUGUGGUUUCCAUAAAAUAUAUUUAAAUUUGCAAGAUCAUCUUAAAUCAACGGGAAAAAUGCAUGCUAUAUGUAGUCAUUUUCUACCAGGUACGGUUUCUACAGGAGUUUAAAAAGCACUUAUUCAAAGGCCGACAUCCAGUCGAGUCCGAACUAUUAUAGGAUUAUUCCGCAAGAUAAUCAGUAUUACAACCGCGUUUAAGUAAACCUUUCUAAGCGACAACUCAUUUCAAAAUUUCAGCCAACAUUUCAUGACAUCGGUCACUUAAUGUAUUCCCUCUGUGUUACAGUCAGCAAAACAGGGUAAUGUUAUACGAUCAACAAAAACAUACAUGACCAUGAGCGUGAACUUAGCUUUACGGACAUAUUUCAGUGGCAACUUCCACUCAAUCACUGUAGUUACUCGAUGAAGCUACGGGCAAAAAUAUCCAGACUGAACCCAUGGUCUGUGUCUUUAGGUUCUCCUUUGCUCCUGCUUUACAUAAAUGAUAUCUCGUCGGCAGUUAAACAUUCUCAAUCAUUUAUUUAUACCUGAAGCCUAGGUCCUUGAUAGUGGUACAUGCAGUCGUGGGUGUACCUUGGAAGAACACUGAAUGUGCUAAACUAUCACGUACAAAACACAUAUAGCGACAUGUAGACGUAAAGAAUUCCAUUAGCCAGUUUGAGCUUCACACUGAAAGAGCAAGCAAGUCAGCAUGGAUUUGCUCCAGGCACUGAAGGGUCGCAGAUUUAUUAAAUGAAUUUACACAUUGGAGACGAUCGGUAUAAAUAAAUGAUUGAAAAUGUUUAACUGCCGACGAGAUAUCAUUUAUAUAAAGCAGGAGCAAAGGAGGACCUUGUAUGAUACCACUUACAAUAGGGCUUACAAGUAAAAGUGAAGAUCACAUUAAAACCUUUUGUUUGCGAUUAGACAGGUAUGACUUGAUGCAAGUAGUUGGAGUCUUCGUGCCCUCAAAUCGGACCACGUGUUAGAUGAUCUGGACCAACACGGGGGCCACAUCGUACUCUGGCAGGCGUUAUAUGUGCUCAAUAACAAAUGCCAACAUUUGCGGGGUGCGCUGGCGGACCCUGUUGUCGGCAUUCGUCGCACAACUGGACCACUGCCACCACCCCAUUGUUUUGUGGUCAAAAUCCUGGUCAUUUGUGUGUAGACCAGGGGGUGCGGAGUGGAGCGCCAAGGCGAGGAUCCGUCCGAGCCAUCCACCUGCGGCCUCCCCCGUCUCCGGUCUUCUUGACUUGGUCUUGACACCGGGCCCAGGCGGGGGAGGAGGAGAGAGUGUAGGUAGAUGCUACGCAAGUCUACUGGCACUAUAAACCCCUGCGUAAGUCACCGUCCCUGCUCCCACGGUGCGGUCUGUGGGGCACACGGUGGAUAUCGUCGAAAUCGACGGUCGAACUGUCGUUGGAGUCUUCACUGGGAUUCAGCCAUCCACCCAUGAAGUUCAUUCUUACAGCAUCUGUCAUUCUUCAUUGACGAUAAUACCUCCUGCACCUUCAUUAUUAGACGCCUGCUACUUUUUUCUUCCAAGUAUAUUUUCCUCUGGAAUAACCGAUUAGUCGAUAUGAAGUCAUCAAAAAAUCUCAUCUGUCCUCAAAAGAAGACAUCGCCAUUAUCUUAACACGGAAUCGACGACCUAUUAAAUUUCUCGUCGUUUCCCAGGGCCUUUCAUCAUGAAAGAAACAUCGGCCGUUAAAUUAUGCACCACGUGUGAGGGCCGCCCACAAAUAAACUUUCUCCGUCUAUAUAUUUCACUAUGUUUUGGUUUUCGAGAUUCGAGAUUUCUCAGUGGAAGUCAGUGCUUCAUUCUAGGGAUCCGGAUUUUCAUGGAAACAGACACAGACACAAACACACACACACGCACGCAUGCGCGCGCACACACACAGACACAGACAUCACUCUCCCUUCCCAUUCCCACACACCAGCCACUGUUCGAACCGGUCAGCAGAUGGAGCGCGGGGAAUGGGCGCUGUGGCUGGCUUGUUCGAGUGACCAUGCCUGCGUGCGCCACGUGCGUAACCUGGCCCCCUAGACACCCACCAGGAUUUCGCUCAACGGGGGUUGAACGGCUGCCCUCUCACUUGCGUGAGAGGGUCGCGGAAGUUGCUGUUUCAGCCCGUCUCUCAGCCCACCAGUCCACCGGUCUGUCAUUCCACACAACACACACACAACGGGACGGACUGCGUGGACCGAGUGUGUGCAUCAAUAAGCAGCCUUUCUAUCCAUGACGCUUGGAGUGUCGGGAUAGUCUCGGACUCAAGUCACCCGUGCAGCAGAAGCUGCAUGGGGACCGAGUCGAGAUCCACACUUCCCACUUGCGUGGGAGCUGGCAGUUGGGUACUUGCGGUGGGUGAGUGUUGAUGUGUAGUAGGGUGGUGGUAGUGAGGCAGGGAAGGAGGGUGUGAUAGUGUGGUGCAGCAGGCGGUUGUCUACCGCAGGUGUUCGUGGAUGCGAACGUGGCCGAAUAUAUCCAUACGGUGCCUGAAAGUACGAGGACAGUUUGGGAAGUGGGGGCGAGUGUGGUGGUGUGGAUGAGCGUCCCAUGCACCGGUUCGGCAGACUCUGUGCAAUGGAUUCGCAAGUGACCAACCAGCUCGGUGCGAGAGGGGAGUGCGCGGGGACAGUCUGGGCAUUAGAAGUCGACGGGGUCGGUGUCGGCUACGGGGGAGGUGAUCGUGGUGACGGUGAUGGGCGCACCGGGCGAUGAAGCGAGGAUGAAGCUGGGCAUGGUGGGUGUGUUGGAUGUGGUGGGUGUGUCGGGGCUGCCGUCAGUUUCGCCCUCAUCGACGCGCUAGUCGCCGAGUAGGCCCAUGCGGUGCGUGAAGGUGCGAGGGCAAUGUGGUCAGUGGAGGAGAAUUCGGUAGGUGUAGGUUGAUGUUCCAGGCACUGGUCCGUCAGCCUCUGUGCGACGGAUUCGCAUGUGACUGACCAGCCCGGUGCGAGAGGUGAAGGUGCGGUCGCAGUGAGGGCAGGUGUAGUUCUGGUCCUCACCUCUGGAGUCGGAGGAUGGAGGGAUGGUGUCUGUUGUAGUGUCAGGGAUGUGUUUGACGCUGGUUUGCGUGACGGCCGUCAGAGCAGCCGUCAGUGGGACAGUAGGGUAGAAAGAGGAGGAGGAUGGGGAAUUGGAGGAGGACGAGGACAAGGGGGAAGGGGUUCAGAAGCAGGAGGAGGAGGAGAAGGAGUAUGGAAGUGGUGGUUCAGAAGAGCUAGUUGGCGGCGGAGAGGACGAGGAUGAGGCGGGAGGAGGGACAAUGGUUGUUGUGGUCCAAGAGGCGCAGUUGAUCCGAAGGUGACUAUUAAGCCAGAUUCGUUCUCGGAAUAUCCGUUGACACCAAGGACACGUUAAAAGCGAUUGUGAAUCGGCGUUGCGUAGUGUUCUUAAUGGUGAUUUGCAGGCUUCGCGUUUCACUUUGGCAGCGGCGAUUUGGUUGGCCUCGUAGAUCGCAGCGCCUGUCUUCACUGUCCUCCUCCUCCUCAUCCUCCAGGUCGCUCGGUCCUUAACGAGAUCUUCCCAUUUGGACAGGUUAUUUUGCAGACGCUUCAGGAAGGACUUCAGAUUAUCUUUGUAUCGGCGAAUUUGGCCUCCUUGGCGGCGAGAACCCGUCGCGACGUCUCCGUAGAAGAGUCGUUUGGCUAG
Molecule: messenger RNA, 19230 nt
Organism: Spirometra erinaceieuropaei
Lineage: Eukaryota; Metazoa; Platyhelminthes; Cestoda; Diphyllobothriidea; Diphyllobothriidae
Source: the annotation of a GenBank genome assembly